Molecule: messenger RNA, 1325 nt
Organism: Owenia fusiformis
Lineage: Eukaryota; Metazoa; Annelida; Polychaeta; Sabellida; Oweniidae
Source: the annotation of a GenBank genome assembly
CUGUCCUCAAAGCCAAUAUUUGUGAAGGAUUUGCUGCAGUAUCUUCACAAAUUGAGGGCCUAAUACGUGAAAUAAAAAAUGACAUAACGUUUUAUAAGCAAGUGAUCGAAGCUCUGGGAAACAAUGAUAAGAAUAAAAUUCUUCUCGGAAAGUUGACAUCAUCAAUCAAAUUUUAUUUUGAUGACAUACAGAAACUACUUGAGUAUAGUCUGAGUCAUUGUAAACAAAUUGCUGUAGAUGAAGGACUUGAAUGUGUAACUAACAGUAUGUGUAGGUCUCACCCAUUCAAAACAUGUGACAAAACUGACUGUAAAUGUUACCAAUGUAAAGAGGAUAGUGACUGCAAACAUCAGGCUUAUAGGAAGUUCUGCAGGUCUAACAUGCAGGGCAUCUUGGUAUGUGGUGAUCCCCAUGUGUCUCAGUCAAUUAAGGGAACAGGAGAAAAGUUGUGUUAUGAUUUCAUUGGACAACCAGGGCAGUCAUAUCUCUUUCUACAGGAAAAUGGACUAGAGGUCACCUCUAAGUUCAUCUCCAUUCCUGGCGACAACGACAUCCCAGGGAAACUCACAGAGUAUGUAGAUGAGCUGACAAUAAGGCAAGAUGGGGUCAAAAUCAGUAUCACUCCAACACUGAUCACGGCAAUGCAACCACUCGGACCAACUCUGAUCUUGGACUGGCUAGGAGGGGCUAAAACAAGAACCCACAUGACCCAACUGGGGAAGAUUGAUCUUACGGGGAAACAGUGUAAUAUAAACCUGAAGAAUGGCAAGACCAUGAUCAACGGGCAGGAAAUGUACAAUGGGGAAAUAAGGAUCAACAUUGUGCGGAAAGGAAUGGCCCGCGGUCGACCCUUUCUCAACUUUGGGAUUACAGAUAUCACAGGAUUGCCGCCAGAUGCAAAAGGCAUUAUGGGUUGCUUAAGUAAUGAAGUUGUUUUUGAUAUCAAAAGUGCACAACCACGAUUAGAUCCACAGAACAAUCAGCACAACCAGCACAACAUGGACAGCAUUCUUCAGAGGUACAACCAACACAAUGUCAGCACAAUCACAUGGUCUGGAAGGACAUUUUCUGUACAUAGAGACAAAAAAUCAUGUUGGAAAAUUGAUGAAAAAUCUUUGCAACAGUUUAAUUCAAUCUUACAAAAAUUUCUCAUCCAUGAUGAUCAGUAAAGAAAUUAAAGUUAUUGUCCAAAACUCAGAGAAUACUGACAGUGUGUUUAUGUAUUUGAUUGAUCAUUUUCCAAGACCCCCGUUCUUUACAUAUCGUUUGUGCAGAUUAGUGCAUCUACUGUUUUGUCUACCACAAUAGCCAGUUAUUAUCUCCCA